CCGCGAUGGGACCGGAGGCGGCGCGGGCGGCGGCGGAGGCGCAGACAAAGGCGCGGGCGGUGCGGCGGGAGGCGCGGAGGGCGCGGGCCCCGGAGCCAGCAAGCGAGCGGGGCGCCCGGCUGCGGGGAGUCGGCGGCGCGGGGCAGCACCCGACUCGCGCCCGGACACUCGCGGGGCGCCGAGCCCGCAGGGCCUGUCCUGGAGAGACCCUCACAAGCCCCCUCUCCCCCCCGCCCCCCAGAGACUGAGCCCGCAGCUCCUGCCAUCCCUCUGGCUGCUUCUUGGAGCCCACCCAGCCCAGCCUGACCAAUGUCCACAGCCAGGGAGCAGCCCAUCUUCAGCACACGGGCGCACGUGUUCCAGAUUGACCCAGCCACCAAGCGGAACUGGAUCCCUGCGGGCAAGCACGCACUCACUGUCUCCUACUUCUACGAUGCCACCCGCAAUGUCUACCGAAUCAUCAGCAUUGGGGGUGCCAAGGCCAUCAUCAACAGCACUGUCACCCCCAACAUGACCUUUACCAAAACCUCCCAGAAGUUCGGGCAGUGGGCAGACAGUCGCGCCAACACUGUUUAUGGCCUUGGCUUUGCUUCUGAGCAGCAUCUGACCCAGUUUGCUGAGAAGUUCCAGGAAGUAAAGGAAGCAGCGAGGCUGGCCAGGGAGAAAUCUCAGGAUGGGGGGGAGCUCACCAGUCCAGCCCUGGGGCUCGCUGCCCACCAGGUGCCCCCAAGUCCCCUCGUCAGCGCUAACGGCCCAGGCGAUGAGAAACUGUUCCGUAGCCAGAGCGCGGACGUCCCUGGCCCCGCGGAGCGCGAGCGGCUCAAGAAGAUGCUGUCGGAGGGCUCGGUGGGCGAGGUGCAGUGGGAGGCCGAGUUCUUCGCGCUGCAGGACAGCAACAACAAGUUGGCGGGCGCCCUGCGAGAAGCCAACGCCGCGGCCGCCCAGUGGAGGCAGCAGCUGGAGGCCCAGCGUGCGGAGGCCGAGAGGCUGCGGCAGCGGGUAGCUGAGCUGGAGGCCCAGGCAGCCACCGAGCAACCCUCAGCCAGCGAGAAGGAAGGGAGCCAGGCACUGGAGCAGCUGGAGGCAUUAGUGCAGACAAAGGACCAGGAGAUCCAGACGCUGAAGAACCAGACCGGUGGACCACGUGAGGCCGUGGAUGCCACCGAGCGGGAGGAGACGCAGCAGAAAGUGCAGGACCUGGAGACCCGCAAUGCUGAGCUGGAACACCAGCUGCGGGCAACAGAGCGCAGCCUGGAGGAGGCGCGGGCCGAGCGGGAACGAGCACGGGCUGAGGUGGGCCGAGCCGCACAGCUGCUGGACGUCAGGCUGUUUGAGCUGAGCGAGCUUCGAGAGGGCCUUGCCCGCCUGGCUGAGGGCACCCCCUGAGCCUGGCUGCAGGGUCUGCGUGGGAGCCGUGGGAGCCGUGGGCCUGCGGGAGCUGGUUUCAGACGCAUGAUUCCCGCCUGGAGCACGAGGCGGGCCGCGGGCGGCACAGUGGGCCAUUCACCCUGGCAGGGACCGGGGGGGCCCAUCUCGGCCUGGGGAGGGCCUGGCCACAGUGCCCCAGCUGGCCCUAGCCACUCACAGCUCAGGGGCUGUUUAGGGGGCUUUUCAUUGUGUAGAAUUUCUAGAAUCCCCAGGGCGUGCGCUGGCGCCCAGAUUACAUUUCUAAGAGCUGCA
Lutra lutra (Eurasian river otter) is the source of this 1680-nucleotide messenger RNA. It is a transcript of the gene HOMER3, whose product is annotated as homer scaffold protein 3. Gene Ontology annotation, biological process: G protein-coupled glutamate receptor signaling pathway; regulation of store-operated calcium entry. The transcript has 10 exons. Gene Ontology annotation, cellular component: dendrite; plasma membrane; cytoplasm. The record is from RefSeq and is a predicted model, not a curated record. Lineage: Eukaryota; Metazoa; Chordata; Mammalia; Carnivora; Mustelidae. The coding region runs from base 310 to 1386 and encodes 358 amino acids. Gene Ontology annotation, molecular function: G protein-coupled glutamate receptor binding.